Messenger RNA from Rotaria socialis, 1278 nucleotides. The record is from the annotation of a GenBank genome assembly. NCBI's taxonomy places the organism in Eukaryota, Metazoa, Rotifera, Eurotatoria, Philodinida, Philodinidae.
AUGGCUGAUAUACCGGCUGAUCGAUUAGAUUUAAAAAACACUAGUAAAUCAACAUCUAAACCAAAAUACGAAAGAUUUGAUAUUGAUGAUUCUACCGAAGUGAUAGUAAAGAACGGCAAAAAACUAGACACUGUAUACAAAAGUCUUCUUGGUCUACUGGCGAUCGUAGUUGUGGCGACUGUUGUGAUUGUACCAACCGUUAUAUUUACACAGUCGAAACCAAAACACCUCUCUGUUUCUAGGCCAACUAGUUUAUCAAACAUAACUUCAACGAUCACUGCCUCUAUGAUAGUCUUAGGUUCAACAACGGUGGAUAUUUCAGUUGAGAAUGAAUCAACUACUGAUGUCUCUUGGACAACUACAGAAACAACGACGACUGAUGGUUUCACAUCGAAAGAAAUGACAACAACUUCUGGCUUUACAAUAAAUGAAAUAACAUCGACUAAUAGUUUCACAACGGAAGAAGUGGCAACGGAUGAAAUAACAACACCUGAUGAGUUUACGACGACAGAAGCAAUAACUAAUUUUCCUACGACAGACAGUACCAGCAUAGAUUCGAUGACUACGACAGCUCUAUGCCCAUUAGAUCAUGUGCCAACACCAUCUGGAACAUGUGUCAAUACAGAAAUGGACUUCAACAAUUGUGGUUUUGUCGGUUUUGUUUGUUCUUCAAAUUAUACAAUGUGCUUGGGUGGGUUGUGUAAUAUUGAGCCUGCCGUUCAACUUUUGGGUGCUCCUGCUGUAACUAGUUGGCUCAUUGAUAAUACUGAUGACCAAUUUGUGUCACUGAACAUGCCAUUCAAAAUAACACUCUACAAUUAUUCGACUCCAAUGGUCAAUCUGACAUCAAAUGGAAUCAUCUGUCUCGGUGUUUGCUCUGCUAAAUAUACAAAUGAGCAGCUUCCAUCUUCAGAUUUCAAUAGCCCAACAGCUUUCGGUUUCUGGGAUGAUCUUAAGAUCUACCAAAGCUAUAAUCAUGCUGUUUACUAUGCUGAACGUGGCGUGGCACCGUAUCGAAGAAUGAUAUUCGAAUUUUACGAAGGCCAUUACAGUGAGAACUCUCGAUACUAUCGUUUUCAAAUAAUUUUCUACGAGAAUGUACCAAACAUCGUUAGAUACGUGUAUUUUCACAUAUCCGAUGGAGGUGCCUCAGCUACGAUUGGUGUUCAAAAAUCUGCUAUGGGGCCGUACACAACCUAUUCGAUGAACACACCAAAUGCAGUUAAAAAUGGUACAUCGCUGAUAUUCGAUACAAUUGGUGGAACUUUUAGUGGUUGA